UUUUUAUACCUAUUUGAUUUUCGUCAUUUUGGCGCCGACAGUAUCGGUAGUAGUUAAUGGUGAAUUCGAAUUUAUAACAUAAUAACGAAACAUGAAUAUAGAUAAUAGAUAGAAGAAGAAUAUGGAGUUGGAAUAGUUUUAACUGUCAGUAAUAUUAAUCAGCUCUUUCACGUCUUAACGAACCAAGCAGUGACCGGUCCAUAGCCAUACACUAUAUAGGUCAGUGGAUUGGUACAUAUUAUUUCGUCAUCAUACUCUUUGGACAACAUAUCAAAUAGAAAUAUACAACAUAAUACUUUUCAUUUUGAAUAAAAGGUAAAUUUACAUAUUACCCAUUUAUCGAGAUAAUCUUAAGUGUAUAAAACCCUUAUUUGAUUCUCUUGGUAGUGAAAUUGUUAACAUUAUUGGAAUUGUAAGUGUAAAGUGGCAAAAUCAGUAGAAAAAUAUGGCAGAAAUUAGCGAAAAAUACAACACCAAAUGCCCCGGUGUAAAACGUCUGAUGCGAGAGGCCAUGGAGUUAGCGGAAGCUACAGAAGAAUACUGUGCGAGACCAUUAGACGAUAAUUUAUUUGAGUGGCACUUUACAAUACAAGGACCAAAAGGUACAGAUUUUGAAGAUGGGGUCUAUCAUGGCAGGAUACUGUUACCCAAGGAGUAUCCUAUGCAUCCACCUCAUAUAAUACUAUUAACACCGAAUGGGAGGUUUGAAGUUAACAAAAAGAUUUGUUUGUCCAUAUCUGGACAUCAUCCAGAGACAUGGCAACCUUCAUGGUCUAUAAGAACAGCUCUCCUCGCCCUGAUUGCCUUUAUGCCAACACCUGCAGAAGGUACUAUUGGAUCACUUGACUAUAGCCCAGCAGAACGCAAAGUUUUGGCAAAGAAAUCGAGAACUUGGUCUUGUUCAGAAUGUGGAGAAAUAAUAAAUUUACUAUCUUCAACUGCAGCAAAACCGAUAACUGAAGAAGAACAAUCUGUUUUAAACCAAAUUGCAUUUAAAGGUGAGGAUGAACAAGCUGCAAAGCCACCUGUGGAAGAGCCUGCACCAGAAAUUGAGCCUCAAGUAAUUGAAUCGUCUGACAACAGUACUACUUUCUUAGAUCAACUGACAGAGAUUCUUGUUGCACUACUUGUUGGGGCAAUAGGUAUAUUUAUUUAUAGACGCUGGAAUAUACAUCAAACCACAGCUAGUGAUGAUAUGUAAUGCAUUUGAUGAGAUUUCUAAAGUAUUUUAAGAUAAUGAUUGUUAAACACAAUGUUUUACUUUUAGUAAUUACAUACAAAUAUUUUUUUUAACCAAUAAAAAUCAACAAUCAUUUUCAAACAUUCAUAAGCUUCC
This is a messenger RNA of Papilio machaon (common yellow swallowtail), 1336 nucleotides long. Its product is annotated as ubiquitin-conjugating enzyme E2 J1. Lineage: Eukaryota; Metazoa; Arthropoda; Insecta; Lepidoptera; Papilionidae. Bases 446 to 1201 code for a protein of 251 amino acids. The record is from RefSeq and is a predicted model, not a curated record. The transcript has a single exon.